Messenger RNA from Coregonus clupeaformis (lake whitefish), 3122 nucleotides. RefSeq names its product progranulin-like. The record is from RefSeq and is a predicted model, not a curated record. Gene Ontology annotation, cellular component: extracellular region. Lineage: Eukaryota; Metazoa; Chordata; Actinopteri; Salmoniformes; Salmonidae. The transcript has 17 exons. The coding region runs from base 82 to 2562 and encodes 826 amino acids.
GUUGUUGAGAAACUUCAACGCGUUCAGGAGUCGGCUACAUUGUCAAGGAGCACUGGCACGUGUAAAGUCACUGAGAUAGAGAUGCAGAGGUAUCUGGUGCUCUGUAUGGCCCUGCUGGCCCAGGUCUCUGCUGAUGACUGCCCAGACGGAGGGGCGUGUGAGGAGGGCAACACCUGCUGCAAGGUCCCCUCCGAUGGCUAUGAAUGCUGCCCAAUGUAUCAGGCUGAGUGCUGUGAGGAUCAUAUCCACUGCUGCCCUGAGGGAACGCUCUGUGUUGUGAAUGAGUCCAUGUGUGUGAAUGGAACUGUCUCCCUACCAUGGGUGGAGAAAGUCUCUGCUAAACAGUCCAGAUAUCCUAAAUCUUUCAGAAUGAUCAGUGCAUAUGCUGGGUUUGAGGAUGAUAACAUCUGCCCUGACAACUCCCACUGCCCAGCUGAGUUUUCCUGUCUGAAGGCCACUACAGGCUAUGGUUGCUGUCCCAUUGCUCAUGCUGUGCCUUGCUCGGAUGGGAAACAUUGCUGUCCUGAAGGCCACCAGUGCAGCACAGACAGCAGCUCCUGCAUCAAACGGAAAGAACCUGUUGUUGCAGUGCUGUGCAGUGACAGAGUGUCUGAGUGCCCAGAGGGAACCACAUGCUGUGAGACUCCAGAUGGGAGUUGGGGGUGCUGCCCCAUGCCCAAGGCUGUGUGCUGUGAGGAUAAGAUUCACUGUUGUCCUGAGGGCAGCACCUGUGACAUCAAGCAAUCCAAGUGUAUAUCCACUACCAACAAGGAAAUGCCCAUGUGGGCCAAGUUCCCUGCCCGCAAGAGGGCAGAGUGGGAAAACCAGAAUGAAGUUGCCCAAGUGACAACACCUAUUCCAGACACUACCACCUCAGCCAAUAGGAGUCCUGCUUCUCUUUGGGAGGGGGGGGGUUCUUCUCCACCCUUCAUUAGGACAGGAGACAUUCCCUGUGAUGAGUCAGUGGCCUGUCAGGAUGGAACCACAUGUUGUAAAACACAAGAAGGGGGAUGGGCAUGCUGUCCUCUGCCACAGGCAGUUUGCUGCAGUGACUUCAUCCACUGCUGCCCUCAUGGUAAGAAGUGCAACCUGGCUGCCCAGACGUGUGACGACACCUCAGGCUCCCCCUCUGAGCGCUGGCUGAAGAAGGUUCCUGCCGUGCCUCGGGAGGGUAACUUGCCAGGGAAUGUGACAUGUGACCCCACCCACAUGUGUCCCGACAACACCACCUGCUGCAAGACCGCGUCAGGAGACUGGGCCUGCUGCCCCAUGCCCGAGGCUGUAUGCUGUGAGGACCACGAGCACUGCUGCCCCCAUGGCACCACCUGUGACCUGGCUUCCCUCGCCUGUGAUGGCCCCUCAGGGCCGGAGCCCAUGGUGGGGAAGGUGCCCGCCCUUACAACCCUGGCACCUGAUCAUGAGGAGGCAGCCACAGACCACCAGGGGAUGCAGACGGAUGACAUGGAGCCGCCUACAGACAAUGAUGAAGACAUUCCCUGUGAUGAGUCAGUGGCCUGUCAGGAUGGAACCACAUGUUGUAAAACACAAGAAGGGGGAUGGGCAUGCUGUCCUCUGCCACAGGCAGUUUGCUGCAGUGACUUCAUCCACUGCUGCCCUCAUGGUAAGAAGUGCAACCUGGCUGCCCAGACGUGUGACGACACCUCAGGCUCCCCCUCUGAGCGCUGGCUGAAGAAGGUUCCUGCCGUGCCUCGGGAGGGUAACUUGCCAGGGAAUGUGACAUGUGACCCCACCCACAUGUGUCCCGACAACACCACCUGCUGCAAGACCGCGUCAGGAGACUGGGCCUGCUGCCCCAUGCCCGAGGAGUUGCCCAGGACACAGUGUGACGCCCACACCAGCUGCCCAAAGGACGCCACCUGCUGCUUUAUGAAAUCCACCCAGAAGUGGGGCUGCUGCCCACUGCCACAGGCAGUGUGCUGUGCUGAUGGAGAGCACUGCUGUCCCAAAGACUACAUAUGUGAUAUGAGCAAGACUUCCUGCUCUAAGGGUAUGGUGGUGAUCCCAUGGUACAACAAGCUGGCAGCUGAGCCAGAUGACAGUGCCCUCGCUGCCUCCCCCUCUGUGAAGUGUGACGCCCAGAACAGCUGCCCUGAAGGCUCCAGCUGCUGCCAACUUUCCACUGGACAGUGGGGCUGCUGCCCCCUGUACAAGGCUGUGUGCUGUGCAGAUGAGGAGCACUGCUGUCCACAGGGCUACAGCUGUAACAUGGGCUCAGGGACUUGCCAGAAGCUAAUGUUUCUUCAGUUCCAGACGAUACCCCUAACCCGGGUGUCUGCGCCUGAGCCCCCGACCCCACAGGAGAAGGAAAUCCACUGUGGGGGGCCGUUUGUCUGCAAUAAUGAGGAGACAUGCUGCAAGGUCUCCACCACUACAUGGGGAUGCUGUCCCUCUCCAAAUGCGGUGUGCUGCAGUGACAUGAAGCACUGCUGCACUACAGGCUACACCUGUGGUGAGGGAGGGACCUGCACCCAGUCCACUGGCUUCAACUGGGACCACUGGCAGGUGUUCUUCUCCAACAAGAAGAGAGCCCUGCGUGUGUGACAACCAUUGGAGUGAUAGGCCCACACUCCAGCGCCACACGCAUUGCACUAUUGAAGGGGACGCAUUGCACUAUUGAAGGGACGCAUUGCACUAUUGAAGGGACGCAGGGACUUACUACUACUGUUAUAGUAUGUCAAAUUGUAUUUUUCUCAGGGUAUAAAUGGUAUAUAUCGUACAGGGAACUGAAAAUAAGGCACAUUAUGCACCAUUGAUUGGUGGAAGGUGCUUGGUAUGUUACUACAUUUGCUUCAAAAGAUACCCAUGCUUGCUCAUGCACAGAAACUAUCAAGGAUUUGAAAUCAACAAUAUUUUAGUAUGCUUUUAGGGUUGUGGCUCGGGGAAAGAUUGGAAUGUGAUAUAAAACUAGUUGUAAGCCACUAUCAAGAUUGACACAGAGGAGCAUAGAAAUUACAAGAACGUAGUACUGUUUACAAUGUUUGAUGUUACCUUUUAACAGGAAGAGUGUUGUUGUGUUUUUUUUUAGUUGAUCAUGUGAAGUGCAUUGUGCCUCAUCAAAUAGUUUCAGGUAUGCCUUUGAAAUAAAUGCCUUUUACAUGAAA